GUAAGCUCUGUGUUCGCUUUAUCGUUUAAUAUUCUUUGACCGACGUUGCUAUUAUCGGGCCAUUAAGCUGAAGAUGAAUUAUGCCACUGAUGAGACAUACUAUAUCCCUCUCACCUCUGCCCACACCAUUCAACCGAAGAUGAAUCAUGUCACUGAUAAGAAACCCCGGUGCUAUAACAGUCAGCUCAAGCCCUUUUAUCAUGGAAAAAAUUUGCGAUACACUAGUCCCUCUAGCGGAAAAUGCAAGCACCUUGCUGUGCAGUCCGUGAAACCCAGCUCGACAAGUGACUGGACCGAGUGCGCUGUUCAUUCGAACGUGCCAGCAUCCACUCAGCUUGCUGGUCGGCUGACCAGGAUGAUAUUCAACCCAACUGGCGAAACAUUUUUCUGGUUAUUCAUCUGGCUCUGUUAUAUCAUCACAUUGUGCGUUCCAUCGAGAGGGCCUGCGUUCACCCAUUAUUACAAGCCGUAUUUGAUGCGGUUUGUUGGCCAACUGUGGGCUGCACGCUCACCAAUGGAAUACUCUCUACGGGCACGAGCAGCAGAUGAAGAUGAUGGACACGUCCAACAUGUCACCCACGCCCUCUACCCCCGCUUCCUUGUUGUAUAUGACGAAAACAGAAGAGCUUGGGAAAGAGUCGAUGCUGAGGCAGUAGUGAGGCGAAAACCAUAUGUCGCUGUCACCUACUGCUAUGCCGAUGUGAUAAAUUCUGGAAGCAUGGAGGCGCUCAUAGAGCGGGUGCGGAAUGCUACCUUGGAUCAAGGUUUUGAUGCAUACUGGCUAGAUCUCGAGUGCUUAUUCGAGGAUCCCGUGCAAAAAGCCCAAGACCUUUAUCGCAUGUCAGAUGUCUACCGACUCGCCUCCUUCACACUCAUCAUACUCUCCGACGAGAGCGCUUGGCCCGCUUGGGGCGCCCGCGUUUGGACCCUGCCAGAAGCUCUCCUCAGUCGCGAGCUGCGAUACCUGGCUGGAAACAAUGCAGUAACCCCCAUCAGUCUCAUCCAAAUCGCCUCUUUAGCUUACUCGCACCACGAUGAAGAAUCCCAUAUUAUCAACUCUUAUGCCCUCGGGAAGGAUCCGCUCGAGAGGUUAGAGCGCAAUCUCCAACUAAAAGAAGCAAUAUGGCGCCGACAAAGCUCCUCCUCUCAACUUACGAGUGAGGAGGGAAGUUCUCAGGGGAGAUAUCGCGCAGAAAAGGUCUACGCGCUCAUGGGAUUUUUCGAGCAUCGCAUUCUCCCAAAUGCCGAGGAGACAGAGUUGCAAGCGCUUGCGCGCUUGUUUAUGGCGAAUGACAACGACCGCAUCACUGAUCGCAUGAUCUCAAUGUUUCCAAGAGAUCGAAGAGGUAUAGAUCAAUGGUACACCAAAGAAGACGAAUAUGGUGCCAAGCUUUGGGACAUCGAGCCCGCUGUACAGGUCAUUGGCAUUACAACCAAUGGUUCUCUUGUGUUGGAUGGCUGCCGGGCGGCAGCGAUUAGGUGGAAGAAUUUUCCAUCUGUCGCGUAUGCUACGAGGCGCACUAUCCGACGUAUUCUGGCACAUGCACUGCCAUACGUGGCCCUGUUCCUCUUAAUAAUAGGUUGCUACAUGAUUUUAAUCGGAAUGAAGACCGCCUCUGCCAAAGUCCCCGGAAUCGUCGUGCUUGCUUUCUCACUCAUUCUGUUGAUAUCUGCGCCAGUCUUCACAACUUAUGCGCACUCUGGACGAGUCGUCCUUGCUCAGCCAUGGCUUAUCGGAGUCAAAGGAGUCAUCUCUGCGCAGGAAGCCUCCGACCGCCUGUAUGGAUAUCAGAUUGGGGAUUCUCGUCGCACCCUUUACACUCCUUCAGGAUCGCCUUUGGCAAGACCAACAGAAAGUGAUUCCGAGUUCCGCGAAGGCCACGUUUCGCAGUACAAUGAGGCCCUCGCAGCCCCACCCUUUGACCCUAUUGAAGGUCACAUGUUCACCCUCGUCGACACUAUCUCGGGCACGAUCUACUAUUUCCGUGCGCAUAGACCUCCCACGGUCUGUCUUUUUGCUGGUUCGGAGGGUGGGCAAGGGAGGUUUGUCCUGGCCAGCGAGGAAUGCAGCAGUAGCGAGCUGCGACGUGAGACGGUGCUCCGCAUGCCGAGUUUAAUCUCUGCUUACAUGCACACUUCUGAUUGGGUUGCUCUGGGUGGUAAGCCUUCAAGCCGGUCCAAGCAAUGAUUUGCAUCAUUGUUACUCUGCUUUUAUCAACGCCCUCAUUUCUUUUCUCUUUUCGAGCUCCUUUCUUAUUUCCUUUGUGUUUUCAUUUUUAUUUUCACAAUAUCCGAGCGAUCCAUCCGUCUUCGGACGUUUUCUACCGUGAAUUACAAUAAGAGACAUUUGUACACUACGUUUGCUAUUGUCUUUCUCUCUUCUUUCUUGCAAAUAGCGUUCGAAUGUCUCGCCGACAUCGUACUCUUAAAACUGCGGUGUAUCAAGUUGUCGGUAACCUCUUUUGUACAAAUUCUGUUUGACUCCUAUCGACUCAAUUCUUCCAACAUGUCUCUUGACGACUACACAUCCAGCGCGAGCAC
Suillus subalutaceus is the source of this 2541-nucleotide messenger RNA. RefSeq lists its product as uncharacterized. Lineage: Eukaryota; Fungi; Basidiomycota; Agaricomycetes; Boletales; Suillaceae. The transcript is spliced from 2 exons. Bases 74 to 2188 code for a protein of 704 amino acids. The record is from RefSeq and is a predicted model, not a curated record.